This is a messenger RNA of Besnoitia besnoiti, 1002 nucleotides long. RefSeq lists its product as uncharacterized. Lineage: Eukaryota; Apicomplexa; Conoidasida; Eucoccidiorida; Sarcocystidae. The coding region runs from base 1 to 1002 and encodes 333 amino acids. The transcript has 2 exons. The record is from RefSeq and is a predicted model, not a curated record.
AUGAGGGCGCGCCACUGGGGGAUAUUGGUGCUGCUCAGUCUCGUCGUUCUCGCAAUAACGCCUCAGCGAGCGGACGCGAAAGGCAUCAGAGCUGCAUUCAAAGGCCUGCUAAACAAGCUAUUCCGAAGGAAACAUGGGGAUGAUGAUAUCGAACUAAACGAUGAAAAAAAAGGCGCGGCAUCCGCGGCCAAGUUCCCCGCGAUAACCCGCGACACGAUGGCACCUGCAAGCCAGCGGCUCCCAAGCUAUGAAAGAAGACCGGCAUUCAACCUGUUGUACGGCGACUUAGGCCGAUAUGGCUCGGAGGAAGUCAUCCUCGAAUUGGAAGCAGGAUUCCACAACUUCGCUGCAAAUCUGUAUCAAGGCCAGCUGAUGAUUCGUGGAGCCAUGUCUCGCUUGGCAACAGCGAUCAAAAGGGUGACGAUGCCCAUUGCUGCUGAGCAUGCUAGGAGCCUGUGGCACCUCCGACAGCGUGCCGUCAACCUGUACUUCGACAGUCGAGUUCUCGCUCUGCGAUGCUUGUAUAUCGCCUACUUCCCGAUUCCUGCCACAGAAGUCUGGGAUACGAGAGAUAUUGCAUACCGCAGGAGAAAGCUGGUGCACUUUCUGGGGACGUAUUACAUGCUGGAUGCCCGGCUCUCGCUUCUUCUUCGCUUUAUGAAAGGACUUCUUUCGACGGUGGCAGAGGUUUUUACGACCCAGAGAAAAGGGAGCAAGCUGAUGUCGAUGGGCCAGCUGAUUCAGACCAGCGGCCUGUACUUGAUUGAUGCAAUGGCAUUAUUCUCCAAAACGCUAGCCGGUUUGAAAGAGGCUGUCGUCGCGGCAACCGUCUUCCCCCACCUUCGCGAGAGAGCGUAUCGUGCGCUUCAUCUGACGGGCUUGGACUCGCAUCAGAUGCUGAACGUAGCCAAGAACGCCAUUGACUCAAGUGUUCAGUUCCGUAGAGGAAGAAUCGAGCAGGUAUUCAAUGCCGAGGCGGACGAAGACAUGAUGCGCCGCUAA